Messenger RNA from Stylophora pistillata, 2095 nucleotides. RefSeq lists its product as uncharacterized. Gene Ontology annotation, biological process: cell differentiation; anatomical structure morphogenesis; regulation of transcription by RNA polymerase II. NCBI's taxonomy places the organism in Eukaryota, Metazoa, Cnidaria, Anthozoa, Scleractinia, Pocilloporidae. Gene Ontology annotation, molecular function: DNA-binding transcription factor activity, RNA polymerase II-specific; RNA polymerase II cis-regulatory region sequence-specific DNA binding. The record is from RefSeq and is a predicted model, not a curated record.
UGGAUUUUCGAUCGAACAGAUGAUCGCUCCCAAACGCGCAUUAGUUUCGUCUUUUCUGUUCGGAACGUCGAGGGUUAUCGCAUGUCAGUUAUUUGUUUUAUCUAACUCCUUCCUUUUGAAAUGAAACUCUAAGCACCAUCAGUUGCUGGAAUUCGAGUAAAAUAAUCAGAAAUUCGCUAAUCCAAGCUCAAACUGCCGUCCAUGUUUAAAACAAUAGUCAUACUUUGCUGUGUGGUCUUGAAAACACUUAAACUUGUACUGUAAACAAACAGUGAGAAACCAGUCCGAAGACAAUCAAUCCAAGCUUGGGUGGUCCAAGGCGUUCCCAGACCCAUAUCCGCUUUGAAGUUGGCUGAGAAUACCACAGAGAGCAUUGGCGUUACGUUGACUGCCAACACAGGCUUUAUAAGCGGUUUGCCCAUCGCUUAUCGGCCACAAUUCAACAUGUAUAGUACGUUCGCCACAAUGAGAUUUUCUCCGUACACACAGCUCUCUCUACCAACGCAGAGAUUUCGACAACAAGGGAUCGAAGGCCUGUGUUCUUGUUGCUAUUACAAUUCAAGUUGCUGCUACUCGAGUUAUGGUUCAGGAUUUGGGUUUUAUGGCUGCGCAGAAAUGCUCCCCAAACCACCAUACUCUUACGUUGCUCUCAUAUCCAUGGCUAUAAAGAGCUCGCCCGAGAAAAAAGUUACACUAAGCGGGAUUUAUCAAUUUAUUAUGAUGAACUUUCCUUACUAUCAGCAGAGCAGAAGAGGUUGGCAAAAUAGUAUUAGGCACAAUCUUUCGCUGAACAAGUGCUUUGUGAAAGUUCCCCGCGACAAAUCGGACCCUGGAAAAGGCUGCUACUGGACUCUGGAUUCGUCAUUUGAGGAGAUGUUUGAAGAGGGGCGAUUUUGGAGGCGAAAACGAAGGCCGAAACAAAUAAUAAAUGCUAGACAGCCAGAAGAAGAGACUUGCCCCAUUUCUCUUGGAGAAGAUAACGUCGGAGAGACAGAAGAGCAAAACGAGAAAACCAGCAGCGAAAGUUCGUGUAACGAUCGCGACAGGGAAGACAAGAAAUUAGAGACUUCUGACAACGAACUUUGUGGUGAAAGUUCGUUCGAACAACCCCGUUGUUUUUCACAGCUGCAAAACCAAAGACACUCGGCCUUCCCUGACAAACAAACUAUGGCUAAGGGUGCAAAAUACGACGGCUCUUCAACUUGUGGUUUGAAGUUUAGUAUCGAGAGUCUCCUCAGUGAUCGAUGACUGUCAUGUUAGCUUGAAAAAGUAGAACUGUGGAGUUCCCUCUGAGAGACAAUGAACAGCUAAGGUACAAUUGGAAAUGUUCAAAUAAUACAUUUCUUUUAGAGGCCUAAAAUUUGAGAUUGAAAGUAUAACUUUUAAGACACUGAUGUCAAGGAAAUCGAUUUUCUCCAACGAGCACUUGCCAUUUAAACUGAUCUCGAUCAGAAAAAGCGUCAUCUACCAAAAAUUGAAUUAUCGAAAUUAAACCCAUUAUUUAGAUUUUUAAGCCGAGUCGCAGUUGGGCAAUUCAUGUCAAUCAAAUCAAAUUUAUUGAAGUUUUCGCUUCUGUACUGAUUGCCAAGCCAACAUUAUAUUUCAAAACAGAAAUCAGAGAUAAAUUGUCUCUUAUUCGUCGUCUCUGGUUUAUAUUUAAUGUGUAGGAGUAGUGGCAGUCAAAGAGAUUUCGGUUUUGUAUGCGGCCAACUGGUUGUCAUCAAGGCACUAGUGUUUUUAAGAGCCUUAGUGCAAUGGGAUGUUAUUCACCUGAUAAUUAGCUUCCACAACACGGUGCUCACUCCAGUCAAGUUGACAAAAUAUUUUAUGAUCAAAUGGUUGUUCACGAGUUAUCUAUAAUGGGUUGCCAAAAGAAAAAGUAAACAAAACAGCGAACAACUUAAAAGGUCUUAAAACCAAGAGAGAACCAGAUUGAAAACAUAUUUGUAGCAAGAUGUCUACAUGUCGAUGCAUAAGCAAAUUGCGACAUAACAAAACCAAAAAUUCAAACACACACUGGAGACAUUUUCAAAACACACUCGUUAUUUACGUUACAAGGUACUGUAAAAUGAUAAACAAGAGAAAUAAAAAUAUA